Protopolystoma xenopodis is the source of this 618-nucleotide messenger RNA. Lineage: Eukaryota; Metazoa; Platyhelminthes; Monogenea; Polystomatidea; Polystomatidae. The record is from the annotation of a GenBank genome assembly.
AUGAAGAGGGAAAACAGCAUUAAUCUGCUCAUCCGAUUGGGUCACGAAAGGGUGCGAAUUCGGCUCAGUUUUUACACAUCGAAUGAGGCUCAUAACUUGUUCGCACGGUUGGCGCAUUUUGUCCGAUCAAAGAAGGCUGGUACUGUUCCCGUGGAUCGGAUCCAUCUGCCUUCUGAUAAAGGGGGUGGUCAGCUGGAUGAACCUUUGGAAGUGGAUGGAGAAAUUGUGUGGAAUGAGAAUGAUAAUUAUCAAGAAACUGAUGAGGAAGAUGAUGAGGAAGAGGAUGAGGUUAGCGUUGACAUAGACGAACCUUUUAACCAGUCUUUGGGCAACGAAGAGACUUUAACUAAUACUGGAAAUACGAAAAAUGCUGCCCAGGCGUCCAGCUCAUCUGAUCAUCGGACUGGGCUCGGAGGCGGCCAUACUUACUUGGCUGUCAGUCGGAAAGAUCGUGGAAACUCAAAGCUGCAAGGCGGAGGUGUGACGUCGAAAGGUGUUCGGGACUGGCUUAACGGGCAUACAAGAUGCGGUCUGCCCGAGCCGACUGAGAAAAGGACAAGUAACCGAGAUGCGGGUGAGUUGAGUUGCAUCUUAGGAGCUCGUGAAGGAAAAGUGUGA